UCUCUCUCGACAAAUAACAACCACACGUUUUUUCUUCUAUUAUGUUAUUCUCUCUCUGCUCGUGUUCUGUGUUCUGCUGCUCUGCACUUUUGUGUUCUUCUCCUCUCUUCAUCUCUUCCGCGAAACCAACAGCGACCACCUCCACAUUCACUUUCAUGUCUCUCUUCAUCAAUUUUCCUUCUUUUCUUCAUGUCCACACAAAAGAUAAUAUAAAGACGCAAUUACCAUAAAAAAUUCAUCCAACCCAGUAAAACCCAGAAUCUCAAUUCAAAAAUGAAGUGCCAUUUCCAUGAAAAUCAGGCAAACCAAUACAACCCAAUAAUCAUAUUCACGUUCAACCCACAUUCACUAGCCAAAUUCAUAGAAUAUCAACUAUUCGAAGACUCAAGAAUGAAGAGAGAUUGGGAGUCGAGUGGAGAGAGAGGAGCGGGCGACUGAAGGAGAGAAAGAGAGGCUUGGUUGUCGAUUAAAGGAGAGAGAGACUCGCCCAGAUUCACCGCCCAGCGAAUUCCGCCCAGCCACACAGACGCCCAGGCGCUGCCAAGUCCGCCUAGGCGCCCGCCAAGUCCACCUAGGCGCCCGCCCAAAAUCAAACCGCCCAAGAGCACCGAUUAGCCAUUAAUCGAGUCGGAGACUCACCGCCCAGCGCCUAGGCGGCCUGGGCGGCCGAGUUUUAGAACACUGAAUGCAGUUAUGUAUAUAUAGACUUCUCAUUUAACUAAGUAUUCCUAUUUUGCAGGAAAAGCGUCGUGAGCAACAAGAGAGGCGCAGCUUGAAUAAGUAUCCUCAUAGAAUGUCCCAUAAGGGAUAUGUAGGGUUGGAGGAUGAGUUGGCUACCAGAAUGAGUGACGAAGAAGUUGAUAGGGCCACUUUGUGGAUAAAAGGACGGCAAACAAAGGAUGGCAGUUUCAAGGAUGAGGAGUCAAAAAAGACUGCUGAAAAGAUAGCAAACUUGAAGAGAAAGGUUGCUAGUGGAGAACUAAAUGCUGAAGGAACAAAUGAUGUCUUGACAUUGGCUUUGGGGACUCCAGAGCAUGGGGGAAGAGUGCGGGGAAUAUGAGGUUUUGUCACUCCCUCUACUUACUUCCACCUCCCUAAACGUAGAAAGGAGAGCAUAGAAGCUACUGUCAGAGUUAGUGUGUAGAAAAUAUUGUUAGAGGAGGCAAGGGAGAAGAUACUAGAGGAGGCAAGGGAGAGGAUAAUACAGGAAGCGAAAGAAAAAAUACUUGCAGAUGAGCGGGCUAUGUGGGAGGCCAAGUUUGCUGAACUUGAAGCAAAGGUAAAUGGAAAACAAGGUGCAACUAUUCAGCCACUUGCAUCUGGCCAAGGAAGUUGCUCAAGGACAGUAGAUGAGAUUGCUCAAGAAUCGGAUAAAGCUCCGUUGGAAGAAGUAGCAAACAAUGUGGAUGGAACUAAAAUUCGGAGCAUUUUUGAAGCAAAGGAAAACAAAACCCUCAUGCAUAAAAGGAAACGGACAAAGGUGGUUAAGGAAGGUAGGUUGGAUAAACGUCCUUGCUCCAAGGGAGGUAAUGAGUUUCCCAAGUUGGUUGAGAAAGUAGUUGUCAACCGUGAGGAUGUCACUGAGGAUGUUGAAGAAAAUGUCAAUCUGACCAAGGAGCCGGAGAAUGAGGAGGGGGUAGAAUACGUGGAUUUGAUGAUGUGUCCACCCACAUCAAAGUCAAAGGUAGCUGAGGUUGAAUGCAAGUUGGCAAUAGGUUCUGUUGAACAUAUUGUUGUUUGUGCCACUGUUAUGGAGUGCGAGGAUCCUUCCCAACUCGUUCAUGGCACUCCACUAAGGGAUGGCAAUGUGCGCGUUUCUAUCUAUGCCGCGCUUGAGGAGAAAGCAAAAGUGCCAUUUCCUGUGAAAGAUGAUCGAAAUUGAAACAGUGAAGCAGGCUAUGGGGAGUUGGGUAGCAUGGCCUAAACACCUAGUCAUAAAAUCACAUCUCAAGAAACCUCCCAAGGAUAGUGCUGAAAAGAAGAAGAAAAGGAAAGUGAUAGGGGGAGAGGACUCGGAGAUUGAAUUUGGCUUGGCUAAAUUGGCACCAUCAUUACCAGCUUCAUUGAAGAUGUUAUGUUUGUGGGGUGAAGAUGCAUUCAAAGAUGGGCAUACAAUCAGCUUCUACAUGGAGCCUGAAGUGUUUGGAUUUUCUCGCAAGACUUAUAUAUUGGGAAAAGAUGUUCGGCGACUGGCAAGCAUGAGGGAAUUAACUGGAACUUGCAUUGUAGUGUACCAGAGGUACCUCUAUGAUCAGUUGAAGGCUUAUAAAAUGCUUGACAUGGUUGCAUUUGUUGACCCUUCACUUGUUGGUGCUGUGGGGUGUGGGAAUGGAACUGUCAGGGCCCAACACAUCAAAGAUAGGCUUGCAACUGCUAAACCAGGACAGAUGUUCAUGUUGCCAUUUAACUCGGGUGAUCAUUGGACUUUGACACUUGUUGAUCCGGACAAACAAAGCGCCUAUUUUAUGGACCCGCUAAAAAGACGCUUACCCACAGGAGAUUGGAUGUCUAUCGUGGAAACUGCUAUGCGUAUGUAUAAUGCUGAAAAGAAAAAGCAAGCUAGGCCGGAGUUCAGUCCAAUGGAAAAAUUUGGCUCUGGUCAACAGUCUCUUUUCUGCGCGGGCGUGUCAGCACCGUUCGGGUGUGGUCGUUGGGGGUGUCUCUUGACCUGACUUCUUUCAAGCGAUUGUAGACGAGGAGAGCACCAACCUCGUCGUGGGGAUUCUUUCUGCCUCGUGGUGAGGACUUUGCUGAAGUUUCUUCUUGUUAACACAAUCGAUACUCAAGAUCGAGCAGAGCGACAUCACCGGGAAGUGUUGAGAUCUUGCUAAAGCGUGACUUUAGCUUGGCUGGGUUGCUAGGGCGUUACCCUUGCUUGGCUGGUUCCGUAACCGUUGUGGUCGCGGUACUACAAUCGGCUCCCGAGGAGACUAGGACCGAAGUAAGUUGACAGAGGGUUUGGUGGCACUGAAAGUCGGCUUCUGAGAAGACUAGGACUUGGAGUGUGAUCACCGGUAAGAGAAAGAGAACGAGAGGAGUUUCUCUUAGAGAGGUUUGCUCUAGAGAGACUUAGAUCAUCUUAGAGAUGUAUUGAUGAGUGAAUUGUGUUGUUAAUUGUGUUUCAUUGUAACCUCUAUUUAUAGGCUACCAUGCCAAAGUGUUUAGCAUUAAACAAAUGAUAGUGGAGCAUUAAUUGGAGAUCAGAAA
This is a messenger RNA of Rosa rugosa (rugosa rose), 3207 nucleotides long. RefSeq lists its product as uncharacterized. NCBI's taxonomy places the organism in Eukaryota, Viridiplantae, Streptophyta, Magnoliopsida, Rosales, Rosaceae. Bases 1869 to 2672 code for a protein of 267 amino acids. The transcript has 9 exons. The record is from RefSeq and is a predicted model, not a curated record.